Messenger RNA from Melanotaenia boesemani (Boeseman's rainbowfish), 3658 nucleotides. RefSeq names its product glutamine-rich protein 1-like. Bases 274 to 2523 code for a protein of 749 amino acids. The transcript is spliced from 12 exons. The record is from RefSeq and is a predicted model, not a curated record. NCBI's taxonomy places the organism in Eukaryota, Metazoa, Chordata, Actinopteri, Atheriniformes, Melanotaeniidae.
UUAGCCUAUUGGUCUGAAGGCACUGUUGUAAGAUGGCGCCCAGCGAAAUGUAACUGGUGUAGAGAAAGAGAAUAUACAGCUAACAUCUUUAUCUAACGUCACGAUAAAAUUAAGAACUAAGCCACAAAAGACGACAUUAAUAGCACUUCACUUUCCUGAUCGUUAGAAGCGGAUAGCCGUUUUGAGAGCAGAGAAGCGCUUGUGGGCGGCUCAAACCUCGGCCAGUUUUGGAAAAGAGGUUCUUUCCUACAAAAUAAGGCACUGUCAGCAGCAAUGAACAACUCCAUGGAUGGUACAGGAACAUAUGAAGAGCUAGUGAGGCAGAAAGCUCGGAGCAUCCCCCAGCAUCGCAUGAAGGAGUUCCUGGAGUCCUUGGCCAGCAAAGGUCCAGAUGCUUUGCAGGAGUUCAGCCAACAGAGUGGAGACACUACAACCACCACUACCACUAUGGUUUACCAACAGGAGGCCAACUGCAUCUACACAGACAGCACUGAAGUGGCAGGGUCAUUGCUGGAACUGGCAUGUCCGGUCCAGGUUCAGGUCCAGCCACAGCAGCAGAUACAAGAGUCCACAUCUCAGCAGCAGGUUGUGCAGCAGAACACAGAACAACAGAUUGUACAGGUGCAGAUUCAGGGUCAACAGCAAGGUCAGAUGCUUGGUCAGGUUCUCCAGGUGCCUUCUGGAUCCCAUCAGCAGCUACAAGGUGUAACAACUGCACAGCUGAUUCAACCUGGGGAACUAACAGAGGAACAACACCAACAGCUGCAAGCCCAGCUGGUUGCUGCUGUUGCAGGAGGACAACAGAUCCAAAUCCAAACAGUGGGGGCCCUCUCACCCACCCAGCAGCAGGACAGUGGAGAGAGAAGAGUAAUGGGAACUGCAGUUGCGACAUCCCAGGGAGCAGGGGUUCUCCAGCCAGCCAAAAAGCGUAAGGUGGACAUGCCCAUCACUGUGUCCUAUGCGCUGCCUGGCCAGCAGGUAGCCACAGUCCUGGCUAUCCCUCAGGGCCAAGGCCAGCAGCAAAGUUAUGUGUCCCUGCGACCAGACCUCCUAACUGUGGACAGUUCCCACCUUUACAGUGCCACUGGUACUAUAACCAGCCCUACAGGGGAGACCUGGACCAUCCCUGUGUAUUCUGCACCUGCUGGGUCUGGAGGCCGUGAACAGGUCACACAUAUUGCCAUCCCCCAGGAGGCUUAUGGAGCAGUGCAGGUUGCAGGAGCAAACACUACAACAAUGACCACAAUGCCAACACAAGUCACAGUCGAAAAUGACAAGCUAAAAAACCCUGCCAGUCAAAGUCAGACAGCACAGGCCGUUUCCAGCAUAACAAGCUCUGUAGGAAUGGGCGGCCAAGAAGAGGUGGUGCACACACUCGCUGCAAACACGCUAUUCCCUGCUCAGCUGAUGAAUGGAAACAUUCACAUCCCUGUAGCAGUACAGGGCUACUCAAAUGCAACACAGUCCCUUAUUUGGGACCCACAGCAGCAGGUGCUACACACACACGGGCUGUCAGGGCAGGAUGCACAGCAGCUACAGGGUCAGACAGUUGUAGCAGAGGUGGAUGGUCAAGGGCAGCAGCAAGUGCAGGUGCAGGAGCUGCUGCUGCCUGCUACUCUGAAGCCAGAAGAAGGACUGGACGUGUGGCGGCUUUGGGCUCAACGAAAAAAUGCAGAGUUGGACAAAUCGGACAAGAAUAAACUGGCCCCAAUUGGCCGACGCCAGGUGCUGCGUUUCCAGGAGGAUUUGGUGUCAUGUGCAGUUGCAGAACUCUGCAUGGGUCUGUCUAUGAUGACAACAGAAGCCCGGGGACUUGAAGGGGAAACAUAUGAGGCUGAUGUUCUUCAAUAUGUAUUCCUGUGCAUACAGAAAUAUCUUUUUGAUAAUGGUCGUGUGGAUGAUAUUUUCUCUGAUCAGUACUACACUCGAUUUGCUCAGAGUCUGCACCAAAUCUUGGAGCCUUGGAGGCCAUCUAUUCAUCCACUAGGUUAUGUUAUCCCCAGUCAUGUGACAGAGGAGAUGUUAUGGGAAUGUAAACAGCUGGGAGCACAUUCUCCCUCAACACUUCUUACAACCCUAAUGUUCUUUAACACCAAGUAUUUCCACCUGAAAACAGUGGAUCAGCAUCAAAAAGUGGCCUUUUCAAAGGUGUUGAGACACACCAGGAAGAGUCCCAACAACCCCAAAGACAAGAGCACCAGCAUUCGAUACCUAAAGUCCACAGACAGGUUCAUAGGGCAGAAAGUGACGGAUGACAUGUACUCAGAACAGCUUGAAGACCCAGAAAACCCACUGCGAUGCCCAAUCAAACUCUAUGAUUUCUACCUCUUCAAAUGUCCGCAGAGUGCUAAAGGUCGCAAUGACACCUUCUACCUGACUCCUGAGCCGGUGGUGGCUCCUAAUAGCCCCAUCUGGUACUCAACUCAGCCAAUCCCAAAAGAGCAGCUGGAGCAGAUGCUCGCCCGCAUCCUCGUCGUCCGUGAAAUCCAGGAAGCCAUUAACAUGUCGGAGAGUGUGCACUAGUUGGAUUGGAAGGGGGAAAACUGGACUAUUCGCUUUUCUUCUUCACCCAGCCUUUGAUCACUCUUUAUGAGUAGUUUUCUAUUCUCACCCUCUGUCUUAGGGGGUUGGCAUGUAUAUGUUUAUAUUCAAGGUGUGUUAGCCUAUCUUACACACAAACACACAUGGACUGUACAUACACAUACAACCAAUACAGAUGUUGUUUUUCUUUUUGUUUUGGCCAAAGGAUGACAUGUCUGAUCUUUUUAUUGGACCUGAACUCUAAUUUAAUUGUUAUUUUAACUAUUGGUUCUCCUCACCAAUAGUCUAGAGUAAUUGUUCAUUUCUUUCUUAUUUUAAUCUGUAAAUAUAUUUUCACUAGGGUUGGCCUAUGCUAUGCUGCUUUUCUUGUCCUUUGUUGCUUUGUUUUUCCUCGUCUGCCUUGGUCACUGUAAAGUCUCACAGUGAAUACCUCAUGGUAUUAAAACUGCAUUAAGUAGUCAAACAUAGGCUAAAAAAACCAUUUUCAUAUUAUGUGAAUUCUCUUUCUCUGUCUUUCACUUUUGUCUGUGCUGAGCUGACUUUUUGUUCCUAUACACAUACUCUUGUGAAUGUUGCUCAAACUGUAGCUUCCCCUGUUGGAGCUCAGCAGCAUCUAAACGCAUGAGGACUUAAAUCAACCAUGGACUUUAUUGCAAUACCCUGCACCACUUAUCCUGCAGCUACUAGCAUUUGCCACAUGGUGGAGAUGUGGCAAAGGAAGGUUAGAGGAUGCUGACCUCUGCUGGAUUCUCUUAUUCUCUCCUCAGGACAUCAAAAACUCCAGGACUCACCUGAAGAGGGAUCUGUUGUAUCAUACAUGUCUACUGUAUUUCAAGACAGAUGAAAGAAAAGUGGGUUAGCCCUUAAUGUUCCAUUAUGUAUAAUACUCAUAGCUCCUUUGUGAACUGUAUUAGGUUUCAGUCAUCAAAGGAGAAUGGCAGUGCCUGUGUUUUUUGAAACAUGACCGUUUUUUGUACAGCCACUAUACCAUGUGUCUGCCUUUCUAGUGUCCGUUCUGCACACGCAUCCUGAAGUACCGAUAGCCUGCACUGUGUGAUAUAAAACAAUUCACAAUGAUUUUCUUUUUAAAAAUCUUAAUAAAAGACAUCUCACAACA